Molecule: messenger RNA, 969 nt
Organism: Drosophila serrata
Lineage: Eukaryota; Metazoa; Arthropoda; Insecta; Diptera; Drosophilidae
Source: RefSeq, a predicted model, not a curated record
UCAGACAAAUUAUAGGCAGGGUUUGCUAUUUUAAAAACUAGUCAAAGUUAGGUUCAACGCUUGUGAUAUUAAAGUAGUUUUAUUUAUAAAAUUUUCCACAUAUAAUAAAUAUGCAUGUUUACAUUGAUAUGUCUGGCAUAUUUCUAGCUUUGCUUCUCUUCUCGCUUCUGUGCUCAGCCCAGAAUGUCACCCAGUCUGUUGACAGCCAGCAGGGCAUUAAUGUCAAGAUCCUGCUACAGUCUUCCCCUUCAGCUUCCUUGCCAGAGUCCUCUGUCUCCACCAUCUCCACAACCACACCCAAGUCGGAGGCUAAACCCACAGCCAAGUCAUCAUUGCAGGCACAUGAGAUCGAGGAGGAGGACUACAACUUCCAUCGUGAUCGUCUUCCAGCCUUGACCGAAGACGAGUACAGUAACCUCAGCGAGGAUGCCAAUCCUUUGCACUUCCUCAAGUCCUCGCAGUCACCAAACUCUGAGGAAAAACAGACUCAGUCCUCGCAGCCAGAGAAAUCCGAGCAGAUAACGACACCUUCACCCGCCAAGCCCCAACCGGAUCCACCAAAGGUUGCCCCACCAGCAGCAGGUUCGCCCAUCUACAUCACCAUCCCUAUCUACAUCAGCACAGCUGGAAAACAACCGCUCACCUUGACCAUUGGUGACCAGGAGCUGUCCCUGAAUAAGGUGCGACGGCCCGGCGGAUCGGGAGCGAUGAGCAGGAAAAAUCCCUCCACCAAGUCACCCAACUCGCACUUUAAUAGAUUGCUAAACAAGAUCGAGUCGCCCAAGAGAAGGACCACCAAUCGUCAUCGUAGUCAGCUGAAGAGUUACAUCUAUGCGAUGAAGGAGCGAAUGGAUCGUAAGGAUGCCAGAAAGAUUUAGACAUGUUAAGGAUUCGGAUUAUGGCAUUUAUACUACAAUUUUUUAUAGCUAGCAAAUAAAUAUUUGACAAUAAAUAGGUGAGGAAAGGUGA